GUGCAACACCAAUGAAGCGCUGUCUUGUUUGAAGGUCGGCUUUGGGCGGAAGUAGCUUCGAGACCCUGAGAUGCGAAGAUGGGGGUGAAAUUGGAGGUGUUUCGGAUGGUACUGUACCUCACUUUCCCUGUGGCUAUGUUCUGGGUCUCCAAUCAGGCCGAGUGGUUUGAGGACUCUGUCAUACUACGUAAGAGGGAGCUGUGGCCCCCUGAGAAGGAAAGCCAGCGUCAAGAGCUAGAAGGAUUCAAGGAUCGUUUACGGAAGCAGCGGGAAGAGAAACUCCUUCGUUCUGCCCAGCAGAGCUCCUGAGGCCUCCUUAAAUCACC
This is a messenger RNA of Dipodomys ordii (Ord's kangaroo rat), 326 nucleotides long. RefSeq names its product PET100 homolog (S. cerevisiae) (gene Pet100). The record is from RefSeq and is a predicted model, not a curated record. The transcript is spliced from 4 exons. The coding region runs from base 79 to 309 and encodes 76 amino acids. Gene Ontology annotation, biological process: mitochondrial respiratory chain complex IV assembly. Gene Ontology annotation, cellular component: mitochondrial inner membrane; mitochondrion. NCBI's taxonomy places the organism in Eukaryota, Metazoa, Chordata, Mammalia, Rodentia, Heteromyidae.